Caenorhabditis angaria is the source of this 2173-nucleotide messenger RNA. The record is from the annotation of a GenBank genome assembly. NCBI's taxonomy places the organism in Eukaryota, Metazoa, Nematoda, Chromadorea, Rhabditida, Rhabditidae.
AUGCGAAUUAUAAGUUCUUCGUUUAAGGAAUAUAUUGACGAGUUUCCAGUUUCAAGGUGAGGUUUCUGAAAAUUUAGUUUUUUUUUUCUUCUUCUGAAAAUAUCCAUGGCCUUUCUCUGCAAAAUUCUCCGAAUUCUUUUACAGGGUGGGGAAUAAUUAUUGAUACACAUUAAAAAAGUCCCCGUGUUCAAAAAAGGACGUAGAUGAUUAUUUUAUCCGUCUCAACUCUUUUCUAGAACCUAUAUCAACAAUUUUGUGAAGUAAACACUUUACUAGUUGUCUUCGGUUAGGCUAACCAUGCGCCGGGAUCCGACUCGUUUUUCUGUCACGGUACGCACCUAUUUUUGACUUUGAGCACCAGUAACUUCAGUCAUGAUUUAAAUUUUAUUUAUGUAUUAUGUGGGUUUGAAAGCCCAAAUGUUCCUCUACAAAAUCCAUAGUACAGAUAUCUUCUCAGUCUAUUCUGGUCUUAGAGGGGGACACCUUUCUAACAUGCACUUUUCUCAAUUUUCAUUUUUGAAAUUCAAAAAAUAGGUUUUCAGCUUCCAGAGUGCUGAUUUCUGAUCCAUAAUAAAAUUAUAGGUCAUAAUUUUGAUUUUUAGGACUAUAUACAUGAGUUCCAAUUUAUAUAUCAAAAUUCAAAACGUUUCACACAAGCUUGUGCUCAAAAAAGUGCAAAAAACUUAAUUUCUUGGUUGAAAACAUUGCCCCCAUUCUAGAUGUGUCUCCCAAAACUUUAGAAAUCAUAUCAAGCUGAAAUUUUCUACUCAAAGACAUCUUGAAUCAUUUCCAAAAGAAAUAUUACCAUAUUCUAAUGAAUAAAAAAACAUAAUGUGAGUUGAAGAAAAUUUCAAGAAGUCAAAAAUAGGUGCGUACCGUGACAGAAAAACGAGUCGGAUCCCGGCGCAUGGUUAGCCUAAACGAAGACAACUAGUAAAGUGUUUACUUCACAAAAUUGUUGAUAUAGGUUCUAGAAAAGAGUUGAGACGGAUAAAAUAAUCAUCUACGUCCUUUUUUGAACACGGGGACUUUUUUAAUGUGUAUCAAUAAUUAUUCCCCACCCUGUAAGAUCAAAAAAUCAAUUCUGGAAGGAAGUUUUUUUUAAACAUUUUCUUUUCUUCUCUUCUCUCAUAAUUUCAUAAUAGAACAAGGUCAAUUUUUUCUAGAUUUUUUUGUUUGGUGAUUAAUAACAUUCGCUUUUCAGGUUUUGACCUAGUCUUUAGAUGAUAGUUUUUCCGGGAAAAAAAUAACAUCUGGAGCAGAAUAAAGAGAAAAUGAACUUUAAGUAACAUUCACAGAAAAUGGAAAUAAAAGUUGAGAUCACAAGAAAAAACAUAUUCGAUAUAGCUCUAAAAAAAAUUAAAUAUGAAUAUCAAGAAAGAAUUUUUCAAUGUCGAAUAUAACCCUUUUCUGGAUGCUCUUUGGGCUUUAUUUCAUUAUUCAUCCUACUUUCCUUCUCAAAAAACUAAUCAAAAUCUUCCAGUGCUGGUAAAUCGGAAGUUUCGGAUGCCAGAAUUACCAACGAUAAUCUGUCAGUCAGAGUGCAGUAUGAUAAUAUUGGAGAUUAUGAUUCAAAUGACUUUUAUGAAACAGAGGUUAAUUUUUCAGUUUUUUUCUAACUUACAUUCAAUCAUUUUCAGCUUCCAAACAAUGGAAUCGCGUUGAAGUAUUUCAAAACAUCAACAUUUAUAUAUGAGAAGUCAACAGUUGUAAAUACUUCAAAAAAUUUCAAACAGUUUUUUUCGCAAAUUAAAACAUUCAUAUUUAAAUCAGACAACUUUGAUAUACUCUGCGAAUAUAUUAGCAUUAUGCCAAAAUUGAAUAAUUUAGUUAUUGAGAAGAAGAUUUCAGAAAAUCAAGUUAUCAAAGUUUUGUCAUCGAUUAAGAUCAAUAAACAAACAUCAUUCUCUUUAUCGUGAGUCAUUUUUUCUUGAUAAAAUUAUUUGAAGUUUAUUAAUUAAUUUCCAGAUUUGAUAAUGCAUCAUUAACUCGAGAUAUCAUUGAUAUGUUUUUAAACGUCGUUGACAGUGUUGAAGAGCAUGAUUUAUAUGUUUAUCCAGGAAUGUGUGGAAGCAGUGAUCCAAUCACAAAUGAUGCUCAACAAUAUUAUGUUGAUCUUCGAUUGAAACAGAACAAAUUACCGCAAUAUCUCAAAGUUUAUUAUUCUAAUUGA